This is a messenger RNA of Tremella mesenterica DSM 1558, 942 nucleotides long. RefSeq lists its product as uncharacterized. The transcript is spliced from 5 exons. The coding region runs from base 1 to 942 and encodes 313 amino acids. NCBI's taxonomy places the organism in Eukaryota, Fungi, Basidiomycota, Tremellomycetes, Tremellales, Tremellaceae. The record is from RefSeq and is a predicted model, not a curated record.
AUGAUUAGUGUCCCGGUCUAUCAACCUCCUGACCCCUCCCCCAGUCUGUUGGAAAGCGUAUCCGGGAGACAUGUCGUCGACUCCUACCGUCCUGGGUCUGGGCGAAGCCAAGGACUGCUAUCUCGUUCAGGAGUGGAGAGCGGGGGACAGAAGUGCGGAGAGCAGAUCAUGGUGUUCCUCGAGGCCCAAGAAGAAAACAGGGUCAUCCAACAUCGCGAUUCAUUGCGGGGACUUGAAGCGCUGCGUGGAGAAAACCGAACUCUCUCCGAGGGUCAGCAAGCACUGCGUGAGGGACAAGAGUCUAUUCAAGACGAUAACCGCGCCUUCCGAAAUGAAGUCAAAGAUCUCCGUGAGACAAACAUCGUUCUAAGUCAGAAACUUGAUCAUCUCCUCGACGAGGUUGGUCGGCUCCGCCAGGAGAACUCGGAUCUCAAAGACAUUGCAGAGGAGCUUCGAGGUGAUAUCCACGAUCUUCAAGUUGAGCAAAGGGCAAUACCUAGCAAGGAUGACAUCAGAGAGGAACUCCAGGAGCAAUUUGCCACACCAUUGUCAGAACUUUCGGAUGACAUUGGACAAGUACGAAGAUCCCUGGAGUCAUUAAGAGACACGUAUCGUAAAAUGGACGAAGCACGAACGAAGAACAAUACGCCCCCAGCCAUCACUUCUCCCCGUCAGGAAAAUCCCCCUGCUGCUUCCUACGAUUCUGCUUCUCUCAUCACGAACCCUAUUAUAGAUGCGGAAACCGACAGUAAUCCUUAUGCGUUACAAGCCACAAUCUGCAGCCGGAGCCCGGAUCUUUUUACGACCAGAUCUCACGCACGGUCCAGGAUCUGUCCGGCCGGAUCUAGAACAAUGUUCACAUUCUCUCCCCAGGCAAGUCUGGCCCACUUUUCAGCCCUUUCAUGGAAGAUUGCACUCGAAAUUUUCCUUGAAAGGAGAUGA